Messenger RNA from Notolabrus celidotus (New Zealand spotty), 4095 nucleotides. It is a transcript of the gene usp48, whose product is annotated as ubiquitin specific peptidase 48. Gene Ontology annotation, cellular component: nucleus; cytosol. The record is from RefSeq and is a predicted model, not a curated record. Lineage: Eukaryota; Metazoa; Chordata; Actinopteri; Labriformes; Labridae. Bases 229 to 3393 code for a protein of 1054 amino acids. Gene Ontology annotation, molecular function: protein binding; cysteine-type deubiquitinase activity; cysteine-type endopeptidase activity. Gene Ontology annotation, biological process: protein deubiquitination. The transcript has 28 exons.
AGCUAACGCUGCCGGUCGAGCUAGCUUAAUCUGAGCUAGCGAGCUAACAUUAGCACGAGGCUAGUUUGACUCCUGAUGUGACUCUGCAAAUACAUGUGUGUCAUAAACUGGUUUAUAGUGGUCUGUGUGGGUUAGCGAGGUGUAUGUGCCGCGUUUACGUUUAAUAGAGUAAGAAAUAGACUGCCAGUACGAGCUGGCUGCUAGAGGUUGCUUCGUAAGAACACAGCUAUGUCCUGGAGUAUGGCGCCCCGCUUGCAGCUGGAGAAAGCGGCUUGGCGUUGGGUGGAAACGGUGAAACCAGAAGAAAUCAGACAGGAGCAUAUCGAGCUAGCAUAUCGUGUCAAUCUCCCGGCCUGCAAGAGAGGAGCCUGCAGAAGGAACUGCAAAGGAAACCCGAAUUGUCUUGUUGGUAUUGGUGAGCAGGCGUGGCUCGGGGAGAUCGAUGAAAAUGCUUUCCAUAAUAUUGAUGACCCAAAUUCAGAACGUCGAGACAAGAACACAUUUGUUGGUCUAACCAACCUAGGUGCAACAUGCUACGUCAACACAUUCCUGCAAGUGUGGUUCCACAACCUGGAGCUGCGGAGGAGCCUCUAUCAGUGCCACAAUUCCCGAGCCCAGGAACACAACUCUGACUCGGAUUAUGAGCCUCAGUCCAUCUGUGAGCAUCUGCAGUAUCUGUUUGCACUCCUGCAGAACAGCAAUAGAAAGUACAUCGACCCUUCAGGGCUGGUCAAAGCACUGGGCCUGGACACAGGACAGCAGCAGGAUGCCCAGGAGUUUUCAAAGCUUUUUAUGUCUCUACUGGAGGACACACUGUCCAAACAGAAGAGCCCCAGCCUGCAGAACGUCAUCCAGCAGCAGUUCUGUGGACAGUUCUCCUACGUCACUGUCUGUAACCAGUGUGGGCGAUCUUCUGCACUGCUGUCUCGAUUUUAUGAACUGGAGCUGAACAUCCAGGGCCACAAGAACCUCAACGAGUGUGUCACAGAGUUUCUGAAGGAGGAGAAGCUGGACGGGGAGAACCGCUACUUCUGUGAGAGCUGUCAGAGUAAACAGAACGCCACCCGAAGGAUCAAACUGCACAGCCUCCCUCCAACUCUCAACCUGCAGCUCAUGCGCUUCGUCUUUGACAGACAAACAGGCCACAAGAAGAAGCUCAACACCUUUAUCAGUUUUCCAGAGCAGCUGGACAUGGGGCCUUUCAUGGAGGGAAAACAAGACCAGAAGUUCGUCUACGAGCUGAGUGCGGUGCUCAUCCAUCGGGGCAUCAGUGCGUACUCUGGCCACUACAUCGCACAUGUGAAAGACGCUCGCACGGGCGACUGGUACAAAUUCAAUGACGAGGAAAUCGAGAAGAUGGAAGGAAAGAAGCUGCAGCUCGGCAUUGAGGAAGACAUCGCUGAGACAGUAAAAUCCCAAACACGAAAGCCAAAGUGCAGUAAAGGCUACCACUGCUCCAGAAACGCCUACAUGUUGGUGUAUAAAGUCCAAGAGGAGGAGGGCUCCGAUCCCCCGAUGACCAAUGUCGAGGUUCCAACCUUCCUUCAGAGGUUGGUGGACCAAGACAACCAUAAAUUUGAGGAGUGGUGCUGUGAGAUGUCUGACAUGAGAAAGCAGAGCGUGGAUAAGGGCAAAGCCAAACACGAGGAGGUCAAGGAGCUGUACGAGCUUCUGCCUGCAAGAGAUGGUGAGCCGUAUGAGUUUGUCCCCCUCGAAUGGUUGAAGAAGUGGCUGGACGACUCCACUGCCACAAAAGAAAUCGACACCACCCUCUUCUUGUGUUCUCACGGCAAACUUCACCCGGACAAGGUGGCUGACUCCAAGAGGGUUUCCAUGAAAGCUGCUCAGCUCCUCUACGAGCGCUACGGUGGAGGGCCGAGACUGGACGACUCUUCUCUGUGCAGAGAGUGCGUUAGUCAGAGGUGCAGAGUGCUGCGGCUGAAGAAUCAACUCAAUGAAGACUUCAAAGAAGUCUCUAACCUGGUCAAACGAACACUCAGUGAUGAGGGGUACUGGGUGGGUAAAGCGUCCCUGCGUAGCUGGAGGCAGUUGGCUUUGGAUCAGCUGGAGGAGGAUGAGCAGGAAACCAAACACAGUAACGGACAGACCAACGGACAGGGACCACACACCAACAACAGCAAAGAGUACAGCCAGGAGCUCUCAGAGGGCACCGAGGAUGAGAUGAAGACUUUCAACGAGGACAUAGUCUGCUGUCAUGGGGGUUUGAGUAUCCUGGAGACGGAACGUAAGCUGGUGUCGUCUGAAGUUUGGACUAAGCUGAGGGAAUACUUCCCCAAAGCCCCAGAAUUCACCAAGAUCCAGGAGUCCUGUCAGCAAUGCGUGACAUUAGAGCAGGAGGAAAAGGACAACGAGGCUGUCAGUAAGAUGAUGGCCCUGGACCAGAAGAACCAACUUCUCAACCUCUUCCAUGAAAAGAACCGGCCUGUGCUCACCAAAUGGCCUCAGGGCACAGAUGUACUUUACAUUGUUCCUCUUUUCUUUGUUGACGAGUGGAGGAAAUUCAUCAGGAGACCAACCAAAUGCUCUCCAGUGUCUAAUGUAGGAAACACUCUGCUGCUCUGUCCUCAUGGAGGUUUCAUGUUCACCUACGACUCGCUGAUCAAUGGAGAUGCACAACAUAUAGCUCUGCUUUGGCCUGGCGAAUGGGAAGUGAUCAGCAGGCUCUUCAUCGUGGACCAGCCGAUCUCCAUCCACUGCUUCAACCAGACCACACCCAGCGGCCCCUCCACUCAGUACACCACUCAGCCUGAUCUAUGUUGGGAGUGCAGAGAGAGCUUCCUUUUCCAGCAGCAGAGAGACCUUAGAGAGUACACACAGGCAACUAUCUACAUCCGCAAAGUCAUCGAAGAUAAGAGGAUGAUAAAGGAGGCAGCUCCGGAGAUGAACGCCAGCAGCUCUGAGGCAGAGGAAGAGAGGGAUGACCAUCUGAAGAUGGAUGGAGAGAGAGAUCCAGACUUCAGCCAGUCAGAAGAUGGAACAAAGCGACUAAAGCUGAGUGACGGCAGUGCAGCAUCAACGGCCACUCCUCCAACCACAAGCUUGACCAAACUGGGAGGAAUCAGGAGAAGCACCCGGCACAGGAAGCUCAGAGGAGAGAAAGCACUGAUAGUCUCAGCCAAUCAAACACUGAAAGAGCUGAAAAUACAGAUUAUGCACGCCUUCUCUGUGGCUCCGUUUGACCAGAAUCUCUCUAUCGAUGGAAAAAGUCUGACGGACGACUCGGCCACGCUGGGCAGUCUGGGCGUCAUCCCUGAAAGCAUCAUCUGUCUAAAGGCUGAUGAGCCGAUCGCAGACUACGCUGCAAUGGAUGAUGUUUAUCAAGUGAGAAUGCCUGAGGAGGGAUUCAAAGGAACGGGGCUUCUGGGGCACUGAGGAAAGCAGUCUGUAGCAAUGCUUGAAUUUGACAGAUGUUGGAUGGGAAUUUUAAAAAAGCUUGAAUUUGUCAAGUGUCCAUAUAUAAAUAAGUGCUUUAUCUUUUUUUUUUACGUUUCGAGUAGGCUUUCUUUAAUAAAAACUGUGACUCUGUUGCAAAGCCGCUGUUUUCUCUCCGUACGGUGAGCUGGCCUUUGAUAUUUAAACUUCCUAAUCAUUCUGAAGGACUGCGCGGUCGUGGUUCAGCCUGACUCAUGGAAACGGGCUGUAAGCAAAGUGGGUCAGAUAUUAACUGAGGACUGCCUUCAGUUACAAGUAACUCAAGAAGUUCUGCUUUGUUUUUGACUCUUUUAAAUUAUGACAGAAGAAAAAUUCAUGUCUUUCCAUCUUGUGGAAGCUUUUGUUCUCUCUGCACAGAUUUCAGGUUUGUCAAAAGAAUGCACGAGUAACUAUAUUACAGAUAUAACUGCUCUUAAAUGUUAGAACAUUUAUUACCUCUACAGCAAGUCUAUAUCCAUAUACUCCCUGUGGCAUUUAGAGAUACAUAGCUACACAGUAUGUACAAAGGCUUAUUUCUGCAGGAGCUUCAGCAGUGCAAACCUCGAGAGUUGGAAGUGAGAAACAGAACGCACACGGUGGUAUGUCCUGUUCUUUUCACUGUUAUUUCUUAUGGACAAUAAAGUUAUUUUCAAAGCAGCCUGA